Messenger RNA from Carassius gibelio (silver crucian carp), 4422 nucleotides. Its product is annotated as E3 ubiquitin-protein ligase znrf3. Bases 411 to 2963 code for a protein of 850 amino acids. Gene Ontology annotation, molecular function: ubiquitin protein ligase activity; frizzled binding. The record is from RefSeq and is a predicted model, not a curated record. NCBI's taxonomy places the organism in Eukaryota, Metazoa, Chordata, Actinopteri, Cypriniformes, Cyprinidae. Gene Ontology annotation, biological process: negative regulation of canonical Wnt signaling pathway; ubiquitin-dependent protein catabolic process; Wnt receptor catabolic process. The transcript is spliced from 8 exons.
ACUAAGUGAUUCAAAAGAACCGAGUCACCUGGAUGAAUCAAAAUCCAAUCCACUAGAAUGGAGAGGGUCAGGAAGAUCGGUGGGUGGGGUUAACCCUUUGUGGAAAAAAUUUAAGGAAUCACGUGUUCCGAGAUCAAAGGAGAGCCGCUUUGUACAGAGAGCGCGAGCAAUGCGAUAGUCCAGGCUGCAAUGCUGGAAUAAGCCACGACAUUCUUCCCAAGGACAAACUUUUCUUUUUAAUGAUCGCUAUUCUCACGUCGUACCAUCCAUUGCGGUUUUAUUUUUCUUUUCCAUGUUGUUUGUAUGUUUGGGAGGACGCGCUCUCCUCUCAAAUGUGAUUCUGAAUCGACACUUUUUUGAAGACCCUUGGAAAUUAUGUUCCGAUCGGCGCUGAUCCAACCGGCAAGAGGAUGAUUUCACCGAGGAGCGGGUUCGGUCGUGGUGCUGAUUCGGUGCUCUUGGUGUUGUUUGGGGUCUUGGGAAGCGUCCUAGCCAAGGAUACUGCCUUUGUGGAAGUUGUGCUUUUUGAGUCGAGCCCAAAUGGUGAUUAUACGACUUAUACGACAGGUCUGCAAGGGCGCUUCUCCAGAGCCGGGGCCACUAUCAGCGCAGAGGGCGAUAUCGUGCAAAUGCACCCUUUGGGCCUGUGUAACAACAACGAUGAAGAGGACCUGUACGAAUAUGGCUGGGUUGGAGUGGUCAAACUGGAGCAGCCCGAGUUGGACCCCAGCUGCCUUACUGUACUGGGCAAGGCGAAGAGAGCCAUUCAGAGAGGAGCCACCGCUGUUAUCUUUGACGUCUCAGAAAAUCCAGAUGCCAUCGACCAGCUGAACGAGGUUUCGGAGGACCCUGUAAAGAGGCCAGUGGUCUAUGUCAAAGGAGCUGAUGCGGUUAAACUGAUGAACAUAGUCAAUAAGCAAAAGGUUGCACGAGCCAGAAUCCAACAUCGACCGAUAAGGCCCACAGAGUAUUUUGACAUGGGAAUCUUCCUGGCGUUCUUUGUUGUGGUGUCUCUGGUCUGCCUCAUCCUCCUCAUCAAGAUAAAGCUCAAGCAAAGACGCAGCCAGAGCUCCAUGAACCGGAUGGCCAUUCAGGCUCUGGAGAAGAUGGAAACACGCAAGUUCAAGGCUAAGGUCAAGGGUCAGCGUGAGGUCAGCUGCAGAGCUUCAGACUCAGUGAGCAGUAGUUCCACACCAGACUGUGCCAUAUGCCUCGAGAAAUACAUCGAUGGCGAGGAGUUGAGAGUGAUCCCUUGUGCUCACCGAUUCCACAAGAAAUGUGUGGACCCUUGGCUACUUCAGCACCACACUUGUCCACACUGCAGGCACAACAUUAUUGAACAAAAAAAGGGAAACCCAGGCGCUGUUUGUCUUGAUCCGGGAAACCCAGUCCACAGCCGCCAGCAGAGAGUCGUCCUCCCUGUUCAUUAUCCGGGAAGGGUCCAGAGAGCUGGACAAGUGACGGCCUUCCCUACUCGGACCAGCAUUGACCCCCAUGGAAACCCCAUCACUGUUCUAACAGUGGACCAACACCCUGAGCAAGGCAUCUAUCCUCCACAAUCUUCCUUUAUACGGGGCUACCCUGCCCUCCACUUGGAGCACACGCUAAACCCGCACCAUUGCGGCCUGGAGCACCACGCUUAUCCGCAAAGCCAUACUUUCAAACGCCCCAAAUUCCACGGACGCAAUUUUUCUCGUGCAGCCUGCUAUUCCCAAUACGAGACCAUGUACCAGCACUACUAUUAUCAGGGCUUGACCUUUCCGCAAGCUGAUGGUCAGCAAGGUAACGGCCUCCACAAAGGUCACGGUCGACCCUUUCAGCCAGGACUUUUGUAUCCUACUGUGGUGCACAUGGCAGCUGCUUCCUCUUCCCGACUGGGUGACUCCGGAAGCUCCUCGGGACUUAGUUGUUAUCACGGGCAUCGCUCUGUUUGUAGCGGUUACCUUGCGGACUGUCCCGGAAGCGACAGCAGUAGCAGCUCGGGUCAGUGCCACUGCUCCUCCAGCGACUCCAUGUUGGAUUGCACGGAAGUCAGCAACCAGGGAGUGUAUGGGAGCUGCUCGACCUUCCGGAGUUCGCUAAGCAGCGAUUACGAUCCUUAUGUGUACCGCAGUAAGAGUCCGUGUCGGGGUUCGGCCGGGGAGGCUGGGACGGCGUUUGCUGCCACCCCUCAAACCGAUGAUACUUUGGCCCCGGUAUCAACUAUGAAGGACUGCUUGCAGCCUCCGACUGGAGAGUGUUACAGUUCUGGAGAUCAGUUGUCCAGCUGCAGCCUGGAGCCCAACUGUAGUAGCCACUCUUCGGUGGAAACCAGGGAACUUACUAGCACUACCUCAGCUGGGCCCUUAGAGGGCGCUCUGUUAGAAAGGAGCCACAGCUCUAUGAAGCCUUGUGGAGAGCAAGGGGUAGCUUGCAACUGCUGUUUUGAGGUACCCCAAUUAAACUUAGAGUGUAAAGGCAAGCAAGCAGAUGACCGGGGACACUGCAGGUGGACCACGGAGUCUUCCCCACCAAACUUUUACAGCGUUAACACUGAGCAGCUACCGUCUCCGGAUCACGUUACUUACGACGGGCUGCCAUGCUGCUUCUACACAGAGAUGACUGUGCACAGAGGAAGCGCUAGUCAUUACGCUGAAGAUUGUUCGGUUAAUGUACAGUACGCCCUGACGGACAGUGACGGCUGCAUGGGACAGGGCUGCUGCGAGUUAGCGCAGCGGAUACCCAUAAUUCCUGAGGAUACAGACUGUGAAUUAGGCUUGGGUCCAGAACCACAAACAAGUUUGCUCCCUCCUAGACUUCCUGUAGAGAGGGAGGAGAGAACUUCUGAGGAGCACUUGUUUUUUACCUCAGGACAAUGUAGAGGUCAAGUUGAGGAGACAAGAGCACUGUUUUCCUCGCAGUGUACCGGCGCGUCUGAAACACAAGGGGGCGGCAAAGCGUCCUUUGACGGAUCAGGGCUAUGAUAGGAAGCCCUAACACAACACAAGCUCUUGAAAAUCAAUAAAUGUUUAACAGUUUUUAUUUUGUUCAUUCCUGUGGCCUUCAGAAUCUGUCACAUCAACUCAAUAUUUAUAGAAGGCGAAAGCACAAAGCUAUAUUUUCCUCAUGCAGCACAAACUCAGAAAUGUGAGUCAUAUGGAUCAUCAUGAUAUUAUGCUUAAUUCUCGCCUGGAUUAAGACCAGGGGAAAUGUCUGUAAAUGUAUACGACUAACUUUUACAUUAUGACAAUUUAGAUUAUGGCGGAGUUCCAUGGUAUUAGCUACAAUGGUUUGAAUGAUCCUUGUACACAUAUUUCAUUCAGAAUUGCAUGCAUGUGUGCAGCACGAAGUCAAACAGCAUGUACGUAAAUCUCAGUCGACUAAAGGAUUUAAUUUAGAGAUAUUAAAACCAAAAUGGGACACUGCAUCUUGAGGGAGUACACAACAGGUGCUGAGGUAACUUCUCUGAAAACAUAACUAGGAAUAUGUUCGCCUCCCUCUUUCUCAUCACUUCUCAGGGCCUUAAUCGUGUACAGAAACAGACCAAUACAAAGCUUUUUAUUUAAUUUUUAUAUUCCUAAUCAAUGGAGACUACUGAGAUACUAUAUAUAUAUCACACCAAAGUUUAGUUUGUCUCCAGGGUUCAGUCAAAACACCACUGGUAGAAUUAGAACCUGACUACUUUAGGGUUAGAAGUGUAGGAUGUCUAAUAUUUGACCCCUAAUAUUUACAUUAAAAUUUUUUUUAUUAAAGCUAACAGUUUGUAAGAAAGACGCCAAAGUAUAAUGGUUUAAAGAGAUUGGAAUGCAGUGGUAUAUAUAUAUAUAUCAUAAAUUGCAUAAUUACCUUUAAUAACUACACAUUGCACUCAUGCUUUUACACAUGCAUCAUCAUAUCAUCAUGCCUUUCUGUUUUUACAGAGUAUUUUAUACUGUUUCUAUGAAAUGUACCCAUGCAGCUUACACAGGCGGUCAUUUUAAAAUAACUAUUUAUACAUAGACUAAACAAGAAUCUACUCUUGCUUUGCAUAGAGAUAUGUAUCGCAAAUAAACAAUUUUUGUAAUUUUUUUUUUUUUUUUUCUGGGUACUUGAGUCACUAUUUAAUAUUUCGUAUUGUUUGUAGCACUUAAGAUUGUAUAAAAGAAAAUGUGUACAAAAAGUAAUAUUUUUUAAAGAUAUAAUUAUUUUCUCCAGUAUCGUUUUACAAAUGUUAAAGGUUAGAGCUUGAUCCGUGUAUAUUUCUGUAUCUGUAUAGCAUCACAUUUCAUAAAUGGAAAUAUGUUCUCUGAAUAUUUAUUGACUAAUAUAUUUAUCUUCAAGCCAUGUCUUAUGUUCAGAGUGUCUGUGAGGUUGGUGGUGUUGUUUUUUGAGAGAACUAUGAGACUUUGUAAAUACAUGGUAAUUGCACACAAGACGAUUAAAUAUUCUCUGACCAAAAACUGA